CAACCAAAAUGGCGGCGUGAAUCAACACAAAGUUGCUUGUCACCGAGCGGUUAGUUUCUUCAAAUCAACAUUGACACCUUGGAGGUGAUCAAACAGCAUGGCGACACUCAAGGUGAAAGUGAAAUGGGGUAAAGAAUCCUACGAUGUUGAUCUGGACCUCAACGAAGCUCCUGAAGUCUUCAAAGCUCAACUUUUCGCGCUAACCGGCGUUACGCCCGACCGGCAAAAGGUGAUGUGCAAGGGAGCGAUAUUGAAAGAAACAUGGGACAGCAUGAGGGUAAAGGAUGGCGCCACGAUUCUCAUGAUGGGCUCGAAAGGGGAGAUACCACAAGCUCCAGCUGAGAAGCCAACGUUCUUGGAAGACAUGGAUGCAUCCCAGCUCGCCACAGCGCUGAAAUUGCCAUGUGGUCUAUACAAUCUAGGAAAUACUUGCUAUCUGAACGCAGUCGUCCAGUGUUUGCGGACAGUUCCGGAGCUGGUCAAGUAUCUGGCGACCUACCAGACCCGGAGUAAUGAUCCUCAAAUCACACCGCUCUCGAACAAACAGCAAAUCACCUGCAGUCUGAGAGACCUCUUCUGGAACAUGGAAGAACACGCCGUCAUCCAACCCCUCUUCCUCGUCGAUUUCUGGCGGAGGACCUUCCCCCAAUUUGCCGAAAAAGGCGAGAACGGCGUUACGAUGCAACAGGAUGCGAACGAAGCGUGGACGGAACUCGUUCGAGUGUUGGACAGUGUUUUGUGGCAGAACUUGCCCAAAGUCGGCGUGGAUCCCUCAGUGACGGUUGAUGAAACAGCUUGCCGGAAACGUGAAGGUUUUAUGAAGAUGUUGUUCGGUGGAGAACUGGAAGUUACCAUGAAGUGCUCUGAAAGCGAGUCAGAGUGUGAAACUCGGACGACGGAAGAAUUCUUCCAGUUAUCUUGCUUCAUUAGCACCGAGGUCAGGUAUCUACUCGCCGGUUUGAAGCUCCGCAUGCAGGAAAACAUAACGAAGAUGAGUCCCACUCUCGGUCGGGAUGCUGUUUACCAGAAAACUAGUAAACUUUCGCGGCUCCCGGGAUAUUUGACCGUAUCGAUAGUGAGAUUUUUCUACAAGGAGAAGGAGGCCGUCAAUGCGAAAAUUCUGAAAGACGUCAAGUUCCCGAUGAUGCUCGAUGUAUUCGAACUCUGUAGCCAAGAUCUUCAGCAGAGCUUGAUACCCCAGCGUGACAAGUUCAAAGUUUGGGAGGACGAGCAGGUUCGUACGAUUCCUGUCGAAGCUAAAAAAAAGGACGUUGCAGAAGCCCGGCCCGACAUUCCAUUCGCAUUUCCCAAUGAUCCCGGCUCGAACAACAGUGGAUUUUACCAACUGCAAGCCAUUCUUACCCACAAGGGCCGUUCGAGCUCCUCCGGACAUUACGUAGGCUGGAUUCGGCGCGGCAAGGAAUGGUUCAAAUGCGACGAUGAGACCGUGACGCCCAUUCACGAAGACGAUAUUAUGAAACUUUCCGGGGGUGGUGAUUGGCACGUGGCAUACGUUUUGUUGUACGGUCCUCGACUUCUUGGAGUGUCGUGAAUCGAUCUCGUAGCAGAUGUAUGAGAGAAUAUGUGGUGAUUGGAGACGGAAAGUGAUGCGAGCCGUCAUGAAAUAAAUGAUAUCGAUCGUCGCGGUCGCCUGAA
Galendromus occidentalis (western predatory mite) is the source of this 1656-nucleotide messenger RNA. It is a transcript of the gene Usp14, whose product is annotated as ubiquitin specific protease 14. The record is from RefSeq and is a predicted model, not a curated record. Bases 98 to 1552 code for a protein of 484 amino acids. Gene Ontology annotation, molecular function: cysteine-type deubiquitinase activity; proteasome binding; protein binding. Gene Ontology annotation, biological process: proteasome-mediated ubiquitin-dependent protein catabolic process; regulation of proteasomal protein catabolic process; protein deubiquitination. The transcript has 7 exons. NCBI's taxonomy places the organism in Eukaryota, Metazoa, Arthropoda, Arachnida, Mesostigmata, Phytoseiidae.